Anopheles aquasalis is the source of this 862-nucleotide messenger RNA. RefSeq lists its product as uncharacterized. NCBI's taxonomy places the organism in Eukaryota, Metazoa, Arthropoda, Insecta, Diptera, Culicidae. The record is from RefSeq and is a predicted model, not a curated record.
GUGUUAAGAAAACAACUUGCGAUCAACCAUUUUUCCUGGGAAUGUUUUGCUAGGAUGUAGGAAAUGGUAUAAUUGCACUUUAAUCUCGACAGGCAUUCUAACAGCAAAUCAGACGAGCAAUCAGUAUUGAUACAUUAAACAUGCGCAUAGUAGAUGGCAAGUGAUUUAUAAAAGCGUGAUCCUUAAUUAGAUUUUCUUGCAGUAGCAUCUUUGAAACAGAAUGGGACACACCACCGGAUUAAAAGUCACUGCGACCGUUAUUGUGCUGAUUAUAUGUGCCUAUGGCACAGAAUCAGGUUUUAUAUCAGCGUCUACGAACCAAAUAUCCCAAGCUUCAUCAAACCAAGGACAAGGAAAAAUCGAUCAGGAGGUGGUGCAAGCCGAACAGCAUGGAUCGUUUGGAAACACUCGAGUAGAGAGGGCCAUACAUAAAAUGGAGGAGCCAUGUCCCUGCGGUUUCGGUAGAGGCCAGGAUGGAAAAUGUCAUAAACUCGCUAUAAAAUAAAAUAGCACAAUAUUAUAAUGGCGACCAUAUAUUCGGUUGUAUUUCGUAAUUCGCUUGACAAUUAUAUAACUACUUAAUGAAUUAGUCAAUUUUAUUUUGCUUCUAGGAUAUGCAAUAAAAUUUUACCUUGGGGUCAAAUAGAGUUCGUUUUAAUUUUAGCAAAGCUAACUACACCAUUAUUUUCAUAAUUGAUUCGUUAGUAAAUACUGUGAUACAGUCCAUCUACGGUAUUCCUUUUAGAUCGGUUAUUUGCCUACGUCAAACACUAUUACGGUAAUUGCUUGCUAUUGAUUGUUGCAUCAGUAGAGGGGAAGUUGCUCAGUGCAAUUAAAUCGUGCGCUUGCACGUGAGGUCAGA